UUUUUUAUAAGGCUUUUAUUUUGAUAAAGGAUUCCCCGGAGGUCGUGCUCGUUUGUUAUUGUCGCGAGUUUGACAGGCUGCCGACAUGACAACAACCAUAGACACAUGACAACCAGGUAAACGGGAGUUUGUCAGGAACGCCGAGAGAGCUCAGGACAUCACAACGGGAUUAAAUACGUGAUGAGAGCACUGUGACAGAAAGUUCUCCGGUGAUUAGGAAGCCAAGCUUACCAUGACGUUUCCUUCUCCUUCUGCUGCUUCUGGUGUCCAGAGUGGAGCUACACUGAGAGAAGAAACCUAAUGCACAGAGAAAAUCCAGACAAUCCCUUUGGAAUUGGAAGAGGAUGGGACGUCCCACGGGGCUUUUGUUUCCUGUGAGAGGAAAACUUCAAUCAUUUCAUCGUUCCGCCUUCAUUGGUCUGUGCAGUGUUUCAUGAAAGCUAUCUAGGUGUCGUCCGAUUGGCCCUUCAUUCCACUGUGAAGACACUGUGAGCCAAUCAGCAUCCGCCUGGCAGCAGAGUCUCCUCUGCAGCAGAUUUCUACUUCAGUUGGGACAGAGCACACAAGACAGAGAGAGAGCGAAAGAGAGAGAGGGGUGAGAUCAAGGUUCACCACAGCCGAAUCAAGGAUUUUACAUAAGUGAUCUCCAACAUGGAGGUGCCCAGGAGGCCUCAGCCCUCCUCCUUCACACUGCCUCUCCCUAAACCGGCCUCAUCUGCUCUGUCUCCCCUCGGAGCUUUAGAGAAGAUCUCCAAGAAAGAUGUAAUGAAAGAGAAGUUCCAGGAGACGGAGGAUGAAACCGCAGACACAGAUGAGUUUGAGGAAGAGAUUUUCAGCACAGAGGAGGAGUUGAAUGCGUCGGUGUUUGUGGAGGCGCCUGCCGAGACCUCGGAACUUUUGGAUACAAAUACUUCCACUGGGGGGAAAAAUGUCAAACUCUCCUCACAGGAUAGUUUCUCAGAGGACAGCGCAAUAUCAGAGGAGAGGUUGGCAGAGGAGGCAGAAGAGGCCAAAAAAAAGUCUGAAGAGGAGGAAGCGGCAGCUAAAGAGAGGGAAGCCCAGAGACAGAUGCUGGCCAUCGAGGAGCUGGUCCAGUCGGAGAGGAAUUACAUUCGACUGCUGCAAAUUAGCACCGUGACCAUCAAGAGCAACCUCCAGAAACUACAGCCUCCUCCAGCCAACCUGGACAGCAUGUUUCUCUACAUCGAGGAUGUGAUUGACGUGUCAAGUCGACUCCUCAGCCUGCUGGACCAGAAGCAGGUUCAGCCUGGAGACCCCCUCUUCCUGAAGACACUCUGUGAUUCGUUCCUCAGCCUGUCUUCAGACAUUGAGGCAGCCUAUAAGGAAUACCUGGCCAACUACACCAACAUUACAGUGGUGGAGAACAGCUACAAACAGAAGGAGGCGCUCUGGAACGAGAUUGUCGGAGUCAUCAAGGCCUCAGCGCCUGAAGUAAACGCCACCUCUCUGAGUUUCUUCUUGGUGAUGCCGGUGCAGCGAAUCGCCCGCUACCCCCUCCUCCUGCAGACCAUCCAGAAACACACUGAACGAACGCACCCGGCGUAUGGCCUUCUGGAGCAUGCCGCUCAUACCUCCAUCGCCUUGAACUGUCGCAUCAAUGAGUACAAACGCUUCAGAGAAGUUGCUGACAAAUACAAGAAGACAGAAACCCUGACUAUAAAGGACAAGAUCAACCGCCUCAACACCCACAGCAUCGCAAAGAAGACAGCGAGGCUCAGCCAGCACAUCAAACAUGAGACUGGAAUAGCACCUAAGCUGGUGGAUGAGGAGUUUGACACCCUGGAAGGUUUCUUCUAUGUUCUGGAGCAUGGGAUCCUGGAGCUCCUUGAGAACGUGGAGACGUACCUGCACCACCUACAGGGAUUCCUGGCCUGCAAAACGGAGGAGUUUGAUUUAGAUAUGGAUGGAGAGAAGGCACCUAUCUGCUACAAGGAGAUCACUACUGCUCUCAGACAGUGGAUUCUUCCUACAUUUGAGACGAGGAUGAGGACGUUAAUCCACAAGCCGCUGUGUGUGCUCCGUGACCUCCUGGUGGGCCCGAGGAACCUGAUCAGAAAAAGGCUGGACAAGCUGCUCGACUAUGAACUGAUAGAAGCCAAAUCCACUCUGAGCUACGAGGAACAGGCUGUGGCCAACACGUACAGGACGAUGAACACAUUGCUCCUCAAUGAGCUUCCUCAGUUUAAUGGUAUGGCUCUGCAGAUGAUCUGGAGCAUGUUGGGCACGUUCAGCUGCCUGCAUAAAGACCUCGCCUCAGACAUGGAGCAGCUGUUCCAGAGCUUUGCACAACAGCUCCCUCACAGCUCUCUCAAUCCCAGUGCAUUCUGGAGGUGGGCAGAGUCUGCAGUGCUGGAAGGUGCGGGAAGACUGGAGACUUUGUGUCAAAGUGUAGAGGACACGCUUAAUGCGCCUGCUGUCCAGCCUCUGAGUCCAUCCUCUCAGCGUCGUCUGAAGCAGCUAACAGAUAAGCACGGUUCUGGUAAAAUCUACCAGGUGAUGGAGACGGUGGUGGGCAGCCGGGACCUGGACCUGAACCUGGCCAGAGGCGAGCUGGUGGCCAUAAUCAGUGAGGCAGACAGUCGCGGGGACAAACGAAGAUGGCUGGUCGACGCAGGAGGCAGAAGAGGGUACGCUCCUUGUUCCAAGCUGAUUCGGUAUCACCAGGCAACAGAGGACCCGCCUCCUUCACCGCACCUGACCCCGCCUGAUCGCGUGACAGAAAUCAGAAGACACUCCUACACCCCAGAGAGCCGGCCACUGACAGUCAUGAGCCGGCCAUGCUUCCAGAUUUUGGCGGCAUAUGACUUCACAGCGAGAGGAAACCAUGAAGUUUCUCUUCGAGCCGGCGAGCCAGUUCAUGUCCUGGAGCGCCACGACAAACGUGGGAACCCUGAAUGGAGUCUAGUGGCGGCGAGAGGUGGGAAGAGAGGCUACGUGCCCUCCAACUACCUCACAAUGGUUCCUAUGGGGACUGGGCCACCUGGCACAUACCAGCCCUACUGCUGAAAGGAAGGAGGGGAAAAACAGCAGCAUGUACAGUAUGACGGGGGAUUCACCAACACUGUCUUUAGAAGGCUUACAGCAGUAUUUUUGUAAUGCACGUGCACCUGCUUUUCAAACAGUAGCAUUAUUCUACAUAGUGACCAUCGGUUAUUUUCAUUUUCAAUGUCAAAUUCAGAGCUAUUUCAGUUGUUAAUACAAUAGUUACAGUAGAUGGCCACAUUGUUACUGUUAUCUUCAUCACUUAUCCUACACCCACUUCCUGUGCACAUUUACCAAAUUACAAGAAAAGGAAAGUAAAAGUCAAGUCACGUCAGUUUUAUUUAUAAAACCCAAAAUCACUAAUUAGCCUCAAAGGGCUUUACAGAAUACAAUAGCCUCUGUCCUUAGACUCUUGAUUGGAUAAGUAAUGGCGUAACCUUUUACAAGUACGGGCCUUCUCUUAGGCCUUUUCUGUACUAACUUGGAUAUAUUUGAAAAAGUGACACU
Molecule: messenger RNA, 3510 nt
Organism: Sander lucioperca (pikeperch)
Lineage: Eukaryota; Metazoa; Chordata; Actinopteri; Perciformes; Percidae
Gene: arhgef37
Product: Rho guanine nucleotide exchange factor (GEF) 37
Exons: 17
Coding region: 652-3027 (791 amino acids)
Cellular component (GO): cytoplasm
Molecular function (GO): guanyl-nucleotide exchange factor activity; protein binding
Source: RefSeq, a predicted model, not a curated record